AUGACGCAAGACCUGGACCUAGACAAGGUCAUUUCUGGCCAAGACCCCGUUACUAGGAGCCUUGUGCCGGCCCACAUUGAGCCUGGCGUAUUGAUUCCGCUUAAGACGACGCUCGAACUUCGCGACGACCACCAGUGUGGUCAGGCUUUGAUCACCCGGUCCCCAAUCCGAUCAACAAGUGCUGUCAUUAGCCUCCUGCGCGACAUGCUUCCAGAGGAAAUUGUUAAGGGCAUGCCUCACCUGCGGCGCUGCGCAAAACCCGCCGACCUGCCGGCUCACUUGAAGUCGCAGUUUAUGAACGACAAUGCCACGAGCAAACAAAUCCAUACAGGAAAGUCAAACUGGGUUUACGUUCUGCUUGGCCUAGAGGCCACCAUUUCACAGCAGGAGAUGGCUGAAGCUCUGUCAAACGUCGAUGGAUUUGAGGAUGGAGUGUUUAUUGCUUCAAUCCCUGUGCCUCUUUUGGCACCGACAUCCCAAAUUCAGGCUGCUCUAUGGACCACACAAUUCUGGCCGACCAUGUAUCGGAAAAACAACCCGCUUGGUCCACACCCUAGCCUGGUGACCCGGGCCACCGAUGAGAUUGCCGAAGAUGCGCCUCUGUGGAUGGCGCUUGCCCAUGACAUUGCCUUAAAGGCUAAGGAGUCUGGACAAGGAGAGGCGUUGGGCGCCUGUAUCGUGUACAGAGGGAACGACGGGCCCCGACUCGUCGCAAUCGUUGGCGACGCUCGUUGGCAGCAGCAACCGAAAGGUUCUCAGACAGGCAACCCCAUGGCACACGCCGUUCUCCGUGCUAUCAGCAUGGUUGCCCAAAAGCUUGUUCGUGCUGAGAAGAGAAACCAGCGCAGAACGAGUGCAGCCACGAGCGAUGACAGCGCAGUUGUUCCAACAGAACGGGCCAAGGAAAAUGUAGCUCCAGUCAACGACCAGUACAAGAAGUUUCGUUCGCCAAGGGAGACUCCGGGAAUGGUGCAGUGCGCCGUCCAAGAUCGGGUGCGUGACCGUCUGAGCCGCAACAGGGACCGUGGGCACGUCGGCCACCGACAACGGCUUGCAUUCGAGCCCUUCCAGGAUAAGCCGACCCUGGAGGAAGAGGAGAAGAUUUUCAUGGAAGAGCAUCCCACCCCGGACGGCUACCUCUGCCAUGGUCUUGAGCUAUACGUUACCCAUGAACCGUGCGCCAUGUGUUCUAUGGCGAUUCUUCACUCGCGCAUGGGAAAGGUGGUCUUUGCCAACCGCAUGCCUCUUACUGGCGGUCUCAGUGCCGAGGAUCGUGCUCCAGCACCAAGUACACGUUGUGGUGGCCCAACAGCUAGGCAGACCCAGGAAGAGAAAAUUGAGCGCAGUGGAGAGGGCAUUUAUGGGCUGGGCCUGUUCUGGCGCCGCGAAUUGAACUGGAGUCUCCUGGCUUGGGAGGUUAUGGCACGACUCAACAUCAUGGACGAUAUGAAGCCGUGGAGACAUGACUUCAGCAGCUACUACAUCACGGGCGCCAUAAGGGUGCAUCAGCCACUGAAGCUGCCCGGUACAAACGACAGCAGUACAACAGGGGACACGAAAUUGAAGAAGCGCGUCAUUGACGAAGCUGAAGACGACGACAACAACGUUGUCUGUCGUCUUCUGCGUCUUCUCGUACGAGUAACGCGCCGUGGCGACAGCUUCUCGUGGCCGAACAUACACCGAUUAGCACUAGAAAGCACGAACAGCAUCGCCAGUAUGCCUCCUGCCAAAAUGAAGGCGGCCACGAUCGCUGCAGCUGCAGCUCAUUCUGCCACGGCCUCGACAUCGUCCACUGGCACGGCAAUCUCCACAACGUCAGGAAGAAAACGGAAGAUGGACGAGAAAAACGUACAAAAGUACUACGCCGUACGAGCUGGCGUGCGGCCGGGGAUUUAUUUGACGUGGCACGAGUGUCAAGCACAGAUCGCUGGCUUCAAGGGUGCACAAUGUAAGAGUCAUGUCCCCGAUGCGGCCAGAUCGGUGAACGCUUUUGUACUCUCCAAGACGCUUACGUUUGCCCUCUUCCUACCGCCAGACAAGAGUUUCAUCAGCCGCGAAGACGCGGCAGCAUUUGUUGACGGGAAGAACCCAGAAGGCGGUGCGAAGGACAAGGGCGAACCCCGAUUCUAUGCCGUGGUGGUUGGCAACCAGUCGGGCAUCUAUACAGACUGGGAGGCGGCGUCACGGGCCAUCAGGGGAGCCAAGGGCCCCAAGUACAAGAAGUUUCCCUCACGAGCAGAGGCAGCAAACUUCAUCCGCAUGUACGGCAGCGUGGCCACACGGCAGGCUCUAAGUGGUCCCGGCACGGCGAGCAACGGCACCGACGUAGCCAGCGAGGAGGAAGAGGAGGAAGAUAACGAGGAGGAGGAGGAGGAAGAGGAGGAAGAGGAGGACGAUGCGGCACAGAUUCUGCAGCCGCCAGCGAAGCGGACGAAGGCGGGCAACGCAGCUGUGGCGGUGUCGUCGGCAGCAGUCCUGAAUAUAUACACGGAUGGCAGCAGCCUGGGCAACGGGAAGCAUGGGGCGUUGGCCGGAAUUGGCGUGUUUUUUGGCCAUGGCGACAAGAGGAACAUCUCAGAGCGGCUGAAAGGCGAGCCACAGACGAAUCAACGGGCAGAGCUGACGGCGAUUAUGCGAGCGCUACAGGCGGUGCCAGUGUCACAGCCGGUACGGAUCUUCUCGGACAGCACAUACGCCAUCAACUGUGUGAGCGAAUGGUACAAGAGCUGGGCGUCCAACGGAUGGAAGACGCGGGGCGGUGACCCGGUCAUGAACCAGGACCUCAUCCGGGCAGUGCGGACAUGUAUCGACGCACGUGACAAGGCGAGCACGGCGACCAUGUUUCGGUGGGUGAAGGGACACAGCAGCGACUCGGGCAACGUGGCGGCGGACCUGCUGGCGAACCAGGGGGCGCGGCGAACAUAG
Molecule: messenger RNA, 2925 nt
Organism: Grosmannia clavigera kw1407
Lineage: Eukaryota; Fungi; Ascomycota; Sordariomycetes; Ophiostomatales; Ophiostomataceae
Product: ribonuclease
Exons: 6
Coding region: 1-2925 (974 amino acids)
Biological process (GO): DNA replication, removal of RNA primer
Molecular function (GO): nucleic acid binding; RNA-DNA hybrid ribonuclease activity
Source: RefSeq, a predicted model, not a curated record